AUGGAUGUCAACCACUUCCUCAUCAGUUCUUUAUUAGAAAGGUGGAGAUCAGAAACUCACACAUUUCACUUCCCCUAUGGAGAGACUACUAUGACACUAGAGGAUGUAGUUGUCCUCCUUGGCCUACCGAUAGACGGAGAUGUGGUCACUGGUCCCACUACGGUUCAGGACAUAUUCGCCACCUUCCAUGAACACCUAGGUGUCAUCCCACCACCGACGGUGAUAAGAGGGAACUCAAUAAGAGUUUCUUGGUUAAACUCUACUUUCCAACAGCUUCCACCGAAUGCAAACAAUGAGGUUAUUGCUCAAUAUGUGAGAGCGUACAUUCUCACAUUGAUUGAAAGCAUUUUAAUGCCAGACACGUCUGCAGCUAGGGUACAUGUCAUGUAUCUACUUAGGUUAGCUGACUUAAAUGUAGUCAGGAAUUAUAGUUGGGGGUCUGCAGUUUUGUCUUGCCUAUAUCGUUGCCUAGAUCAUGGCAUUCACCUACGCCAAGAAAAUAUUCGUGGAUGCAUGAUCUUGUUACAAUGUUGGGCUUGGGAGAGGAUUACUACUAUAGCCCCACAACUUCAACCUUUAAGUGAUCAGGAGGUGGCUGAUGGGGAUGGUUUCCCUGUCUGUAGAAGGUGGAUGAAUUUCUUGUGGAGGCCUUACACUCGACAAGAAGUUAGUCGAUUGAUUGUGGUUGACAUCCCUCCGGUAUCCAGAGCAACAGUCCCAAUAAUUUGCUUCGCCACAGUAGAAAUCCAUCAGGCGGAUAGGGUGAUGCGUCAGUUUGGUUUAAGACAAAACAUUCCGCCUGAGCCGGUUAACCUGGAUCAAGUUCACAGGGAUGACUUGAGGGGGAGAAACGACAGAGAUUGGGUAGGACAUCAUCACCAGUGGAUUGCAAUUUGGAAUGAUCGAGAAAAUCGGAUCGUUCAAGGUACACCUUUAGCGGAAACGGCCAUUUGCGUGAUGAAACAUCGUAUAUGCAGUGGUACAUAA
Messenger RNA from Vigna unguiculata (cowpea), 987 nucleotides. Lineage: Eukaryota; Viridiplantae; Streptophyta; Magnoliopsida; Fabales; Fabaceae. The record is from RefSeq and is a predicted model, not a curated record.